Seminavis robusta is the source of this 885-nucleotide messenger RNA. Lineage: Eukaryota; Bacillariophyta; Bacillariophyceae; Naviculales; Naviculaceae. The record is from the annotation of a GenBank genome assembly.
AUGACAUCAACAACAACAACAACAACACCCCCGUUGAUAGUCUUGGCUCCAACCUUUUAUGGCAGCACGGAUGACAUUCGGUAUGCUUUGGGAUUGGAAUCGUGUCGCAAGGCGGCGGAACAUGGCGUUCGAUUGUUGAUUGUGGAUGCGUCCCCUAAUCACCACGACACGGUCCGAGAAUCCUUCACCAAUGCCGGUACCGAUGCAAAAGGCAAAGCCUGGGUGGAAGUGAUUCCACAAACUUACCAGGGGAAAAAGGGAGCUGCCUUACAGGAAGGCGUGGCCGUGGCACAGCAACGGCUCCAAAACGAAUUUCCAUCCCAAAAGGAUACUAGCUUCGUGGCAAUGAUGGAACCUGAGAAAUUUGACUUGGUCCAGUUUUUUAAUCCCAUGGCACAACACAUGGCAGCCAACAAGUUGGAUAUUCUAUUCCCUCGCCGACCCGAUGCCUUGUUUCAGAACACAUAUCCCAUUGAACAGUAUCACGCCGAAAACUUUGCCAACAUCUACUUGAAUACCCUCGGUCAAGCCGUGGGAUUUCCAUCGGUCGACUGGACGUUCGGACCCAUUGUCUUUCGAGCCUCCUUGGCGUCGCAUUGGUUGGAAUACAACGAAGGAGAUUUGUGGGAUGUCCAAUUUGUGCCACUCAUUCGGGCAUGGCGGCGACGACAACAACAAACGAGCAAGAAGACGGAACCAAUAGUGGCGUCGUACGCGGUAGACUACCAUCAUCCCGACAAAAUGAAGCAAGAAGAAGAGGGGGUGGCCAAGUGGAGUGAAAAACGACUCUUUCAACUCAACCUGUUGUUUGACAAAGUGGCAGGGGAACUCAAAAAACAACAGCAACAGCAACAGCAAGAACCUGCAUCGACAGAUAAAGUAUAA